Molecule: messenger RNA, 1001 nt
Organism: Nicotiana tabacum (common tobacco)
Lineage: Eukaryota; Viridiplantae; Streptophyta; Magnoliopsida; Solanales; Solanaceae
Source: RefSeq, a predicted model, not a curated record
UUUACGUAGAUGACAUCCUACUUACAGGAAAUAACAAGGAAAAACUUCAUCAAUUGAAACAAUUUCUUCACCAGGAAUUUCAGAUCAAGGACUUAGGUGACUUACACUAUUUUUUGGGUCUGGAGACUCUUCGCGAGCCACAAGGUUUAAUCAUCAGUCAACGGAAAUUCACCUUGGAAGUUCUUGAAGAAUUUGAUUGUAGUCGUUUGCCCUCUGCCACAUCUCCAUUGGACCCUUCAUGCAAGCUUAGUGCUGAAUCUGGUGACCUUUUUUCUGAUCCAACUGUCUAUCGCCGACUCCUAGGCAAAUUGAAUUAUCUCACUCACACAAGACCAGACCUGUCCUAUCCAGUACAACACCUCAGUCAAUUCAUGCAACAGCCCCGUGUGCCUCACUUUAAUGCUGCCCUACGGGUGGUUAGAUAUCUCAGAUCCAACCCUGGACAGGGUAUUUUCAUGUCCUCUGCUCCCUCCCUCACACUACUUGCAUUUUGUGAUGCGGAUUGGGGAUCUUGUGUUGAUACACGACGAUCUAUAAGUGGGUAUUUUGUCACUCUCGGUGGAUCUCCAAUUUCAUGGAAAUCCAAGAAGCAAGCUUCAGUAUCGCUCUCAUCCGCCGAAGCAGAGUAUCGAUCUAUGAGGCGGGUAGUUGCUGAAGUCACUUGGCUAACUCGACUCUUGACAGAUCUCGAUACACCACCGUCUCUUCCGAUUUCUGUUCAUUCUGAUUCACAAGCUGCAAUUCACAUCGCUCGGAACCCUGUAUUCCAUGAGCGAACAAAGCACGUUGACCUUGAUUGCCAUUUUGUGAGGCAACAAUUUCUCUCUGGUUUGAUUUCUCUGUCCUUUGUCCCAUCAUCCUCUCAAUUAGCUGAUAUAUUCACCAAACCCCUAUCCGGCCCAUCUCAUAAUUUGGUUCUUGGCAAGUUGGGCCUCGCUACACUCCCCUCCAACUUGAGAGGGGGUGUUAGAACCUCAUUUGUGCAGCCCAACAUGGAAAUG